Molecule: messenger RNA, 711 nt
Organism: Prorocentrum cordatum
Lineage: Eukaryota; Dinophyceae; Prorocentrales; Prorocentraceae
Source: the annotation of a GenBank genome assembly
AUGCCGUGCGCCGCAGGCGCCCCCGCGCUGGCCGCGCUGCUGCUGGCCGCCGGGCCGCUCGCGAGCUGCACCGCUGCUGCCGAGGUCCUCGGGCUCGCCGGCGAGGCGCUCGAGACCUGCUCGAAGCCGGGGACGGCGAUGACCGGGUUCACGCGCGACGGGAAGUGCCAGGACCUCGGCGACGACGACGCCGGCUCGCACCAUAUCUGCAUCCAGAUGAAGUCCGACUUUUGCACCCAGACCGGCCAGCCAAACUGGUGCACAGAGAACCAGCCCUGCAUGGCCAAGGAUGGUGGAACGGAGGGCGAAUGCAAGAUCGGCAACUGGUGCGUCUGCCAGUGGGCCUUCGCUCGCUACAUCCAAAUGGCUGGCGGCUGCGAUGCCAUCGUGGACCUGCAGUGCGACGCCACCAACCUGGCGGCGGUGAAGGCAUACGAGGCCGACGCGAAGGCGGACAAGACCAUCCAGGACGCGCUGGACUGCAUCAAGCAGAAGUGCCCGAGCACCGUGUCGAGCUUGCAGGGGCUGAGCGACGCGACGGCGAGGCCCUCCGUCGCCUCGGCGGGCGGGUGGAGCUCCACCAGCGCCGCGGGCGCGCUGCUCCUGGUGCUCGCGGCUGGCGCGGCGGUGUCUCUCGUGGCCGCGCGCCGCCGGGGUGCCGCGCCGGCGGCGGCGUGCGAGUGGAGCGCGAUGUCCGAGAACGGGCUCUGA